Molecule: messenger RNA, 4124 nt
Organism: Quercus lobata
Lineage: Eukaryota; Viridiplantae; Streptophyta; Magnoliopsida; Fagales; Fagaceae
Product: TMV resistance protein N-like
Exons: 7
Coding region: 252-3674 (1140 amino acids)
Biological process (GO): defense response; signal transduction
Molecular function (GO): ADP binding
Source: RefSeq, a predicted model, not a curated record
UACUUCUGUCUCUCACAGACCUUCUCUCCCUCUCUCAGUUCUCACUUCUCAAUCAUCUCUCUCUUUCUACCUCCGCCUCACUUCACGAUCAGAACCCAAGCCAGCCUCAAUCUCUCUUACUUCACUUAUUUACCCUCCAAACAAGCAGAUCUGGAAAAAGCCUAUAAUCUAUUUCAAGCCAUCUCAUCAGUCUCUCCCCAAACAAACAGAUCCGGCAAAGAAGAGUUCAAGAAUCGCCAAAUUAACAUCCGAUGGCUUUUAUGGGCACAGAAAGCGCUUCCUCAUCUUCUUCUUCUACCAUGUCUGGAUGGACAUAUGAUGUCUUUCUUAGUUUCAGAGGCAGUGACACCCGUAAAAAUUUCACAGACCAUCUAUAUGCUGCUUUGAAGCAGAAAGGUAUAUUCACAUUCAGGGAUGAUGAAAAACUUGAGCGAGGAACAUUCAUUGCUCCAGAGCUCUUGAGAGCAAUAGAAGAGUCAAGAUUUGCUGUUGUCAUUAUCUCACAGGACUACGCUUCAUCGAGUUGGUGUUUGGUUGAACUAGCAAAGAUUGUUGAGUGCAUGGAAGAGGAGAGGCUUAUAAUUUUGCCUGUUUUUCACUACAUAGAUCCUAGUGAUGUGAGGAAUUUGAAGGAGACUUUUGGAGAAGCCUUUGCUAAACAUGAAGAGCAUUACAAAGAUAACAUAGAGGAAGUAUAUAGAUGGAAAGCUGCUUUGACACAAGUUGCUAAAAUUGCUGGAUGGGAUUUACGAGACAAACAUGAGGCAAAAGUUGUUGAAGAAAUAGUUGGAAAGAUAUUGGAUAAAUUGACUUCUACAUACUCAAUUGUUCACAAGGAUUUUGUUGGAAUAAACUCUCGUAUGGAGGAACUGGUGAAUUUAUUAGGCAUGGGGUUGAAUGAUGUUCGCUUUAUAGGGAUUUGGGGAAUGGGGGGAUUGGGCAAAACAACUCUAGCACGAGUUGUUUAUGAUAAAUUUCGUAAUCGUUUUGAAGGCAGCAGCUUUCUUGCCAAUGUUAGAGAAGAAUGUGGAAAACAUGGUUUAGUUCAUUUAAAAAAACAGCUUCUUUCUGAUAUCUUGAUUGAAAGAAAUAUUGAUUUUUCAGAUGUUCAAUGGGGAAGUAAUGUGAUAGAGAAAAGAUUAUGUUAUAAAAGUGUCCUUAUCGUUCUUGAUGAUGUGGAUCAACUUGAUCAAUUAGAAGAGUUAGCAGGCGAGCGAAUUUGGUUUGGUCGAGGGAGUAGAGUCAUUAUAACUACAAGAGAUCAACAUCUAUUGAUCAAACAUGAUGUGGCUAGAGCUGAAAUAUACGAAGCUACGAAAUUGAAUAGUGAUGAAGCUCUUCAGCUCUUUAGUCGAAAAGCCUUCAAGAAAGACCAUCCUUUAGAAGGUUAUGUGGAGUUGUCCAAGAAAGCAAUAAGUUAUGCUCAAGGCCUUCCUUUGGCUCUUAAUGUUUUGGGUCCCUUCUUGAAACAUAGAAGCCCUGAUGCAUGGAAAAGUGCCCUAGAUAGACUGAAAGAAACUCCUCCGAAAAAAGUUUUGGAUACACUCCGGAUAAGUUUUGAUGGCUUGGAAGAAACAGAAAAAAAAAUAUUUUUAGAUAUUGCUUGUUUCUUCAAAGGAGAAGAUAAAGAUCGCGUAAUAAAUAUACUACAAACUCCCCGUUACAAGCCAAGCAUUGAUAUAGAUGUUCUUGUGGAAAAAUCUCUCAUAACCAUCUUCAAUAAUUAUUUGUGGAUGCAUGAUUUACUGCAAGAAUUAGGUUGGCAAAUUGUUCAUAGUGAGUUCCCUGAACAGCCUGGUAGUCGUAGUAGGUUGUGUCUCAAGGAUGAUGUCCUUCAUGUACUGAAAAAUAACACAGGAUCAGGAAAAAUUCGAGGCAUAAUGUUGCAUUCGCCCGGACCAGUAAAAGUGCAACUACACACGGAAGCUUUCAGAAAUAUGGAAAAUCUCAAAUUUCUAAUAGUUGAAAAUGUACAUAUUUGUGAGCCACUUGAAUUUCUUCCCCACAAGCUAAUAUUUCUUAAGUGGCCCAAUUAUCCUUUUCACUGGCCAUCUGAGUAUUUUCCUGAACAACUUGUUGCUAUUGAGAUGCCACAUAGUCGCAUUAGAUUGCCAAAGCUAAUUACGCAGGAGCGUCCGUUAGAAAAUUUGAAAGAUGUCAAUCUCAGGUAUUGUAAAUUUAUUACGGAAUUACCUAAAUCAUGGGCCCCAAAUUUAGAGAGUUUGCAGCUCGCUGGUUGUGAAAAUUUAGUUAAAUUAACUGAAUUAGGGGCCCCAAAUUUAGCGUAUUUGGACCUCUCUAAUUGUGAAAAUUUAGUUAAAUUAACUGAAUUAGGGGCCCCAAAUUUAGAGUACUUGGACCUCUCUUAUUGUGAAAAUUUAGUUGAGAUUGAUGAAUGCUUUGGAUCUCUUGAAAAGCUUACAACAUGGGAUCUCAAGCGUUGUAGAAAACUUCAAAUUCUUCCAAGCCAGCUCAGGUUGGAAUCUCUUUAUCGUUUUAUUCUUUCUGGCUGUUCAAGCCUUGAGAAGCUCCCUAAUUUUCAUCCAGAAAUGGAAUGUUUAAACACUUUAUUUUUAGAUAGGAGUGGUAUUAGAGAGGUGCCUUCAUCAAUCGAGCAUCUCACUGAGCUUGUGGUAUUAAACCUUCGUAAUUGCAAAAACCUUGGGGAUCUUCCACAUAGCAUUUAUAAAUUGCAACAGCUUCGGGAAUUGUCGAUCCCUACUGCCAAAUUGAGACCGACGUGCGAUUCUUUUGAUGGCUCUUCCGGAUAUGGGUUUGUGAACAUGACAGAAUUGAUUCUCCUGGGAUGUGAAGGCAUAAUUGAAUUAGAUCUUUUGAUGAAACCUGAUUACUUCCCCGCAUUGGAAGCGAUAUUUCUAUCUUCUACCAAUAUUGUUACCAUCCCUGAAAGCAUUAGCAGAUUUCCCAGAUUAAUACAACUUUCUGCUACGAAUUGCAAGCUUCUUCGUGAAAUUCAAGGACUUCCACAAUCAAUAAGAAGUGUUCAUGUGGAUAAUUCCAGGUUGUUGAAUACCUCACCAAGCGGGCUAUUUAAUCAGGUAAUAGGAAUUAUUGGGAUUUUACCAAAUAGAGUAUGUGGUAGCGCAAGAAGCAACAAAUUAAUGGAUCUGCAGUUCUCCAAUAAUUUACCAUCUGAAACUAAGGCUACUGAAUGGGUUGAUUUUUGGGGAGAGAGCUUUGAUGGCUUUGAUCCUGAUAUUACUUUUUCGGGAACUGAGAUGCUGAAAUGGUUUAAUCAUCGAAGUGUUGAUAACUCCAUAUUUUUCUUUGUUGGUCGCAAUUUUCCAAAAUUGGUUGUCUGUAUUGUUCCUGGACCAAAGCGCUUUCAAGGCUUUGUUGAAAUUUCCAUCAAUGGUUAUGAAAAUCGUGAAUAUCAGUCUAUUGAUCUAAGGGGAGAUUCAGAAUAUUCAUGUUCCCAAUAUUUAUUUUCUCUAACUCAAUGGUCUCUGCUGCAGAGACAUUUGAAUGAAUCAAAUCCAACUGACCAGAAUCGUGUUAAGGUUUCUAUUAGAUAUAAGUCAGAUGACACCUGUUAUUCUAUAAGAAUGUGGGGGGUCCACGUAGAAUGCACCUGUCCUCCUCAAGAAGAUGAUGCUGUUGAUUAUGGGUAUUCUAUAAAAGGUUGCGGGUCGAAGAAACAGAGGACACGUUGAUGAACUCUGAAGAAAUAUGCCUCAAUCAAAAAAUCACAUUGAACUGUUCCUCCUCGGUCGUUUCUGACCGGUUUCUUUUUGCAUUUGAUGCCAAGUUGACUAGGAUGGUUGCGGUUGAAGUCACUGGCGGGCCCCAGAUUUCCUUUUGCCUUGGAUGCGAGCUCUGUCUGGUAUGAUUUUGUGUUUUUUUGAUCUGAUUUUUCAAAUUGAGAUGCAUAAUUUCUGCUUAGCUUACCAUGGUGAAGAAAGAUCUUGCAAUUGUUUCCUAGUUUUAUUCAUUCGCUUGGACUUAAUCAGUUUCUUGAUUUAAAAAAUUAUGUACACCAGUCAUUUAGAAUCCUGACUUUUGUAGAAAAUGUGUAUCAUUUUGAAUUUUAGAAGCUACAUCAAAUUUGUUGGCUGUGUACAAGACUGUUUAAGAUAAAUCAUAAGCCCAAAACCUUACCCUUC